CCUUGACCUUGUUCUCUUUGCUAAUAAUAAACGCCUGACAUUUAUCUUCACCCAAAAAAAUCAGUGAGAAUCGGUUCGUAAAUCAUACGCUAGCAAGGUUCAUAGGCACAGCAAACAUCCCUUGACGCAAUGAGCCACCAAAGAUUCCCUCAAGAUGUCAUCAAGGAACCCCAUUCCAUUUCACUCAAGGUCCUGAGGCUAUCCCGCCCUUCACUGGUGGCCCAAUACCCAAUCAAGUCGCCAGAGGGCACCCAGCCGACAGCAGGCGCGGGCUCGCACCCGGCGUCGCUGGCGUACAGCUCCCCGGAUGGCACGAACCCGGACCCGUUCAUCCUGUCGCCGAUCCUGAACCUGCCGCCGUCGUUUGGGUCGGCGUACGUCGGCGAGACGUUCAGCUGCACGCUGUGCGCCAACCACGACGUGCCAGAUGGCACCGCCGCCCGGCAGGUCCGGGACGUGCGCAUCGAGGCGGAGAUGAAGACGCCCGGGAGCGCGGGCGGCGUCGUCACCAAGCUAGACCUGGGUCCCAAGGAUGUUGGUGGUGGUGGUGGUAGUGGUGGCGAGGACGGUGGCGUCGAUCUGCGCGAGGGCGAGACGCUGCAGAGGAUCGUGCGGUUCGAUCUCAAGGAGGAGGGGAAUCACGUGCUCGCCGUCACGGUCAGCUACUACGAGGCCACUGAGACGAGCGGCCGCACGCGCACGUUUAGGAAGCUGUAUCAGUUCAUAUGCAAGUCUUCGCUGAUUGUGCGGACAAAGGUUAGUCCGCUGCCUGGCGGCCUUGGGGCUGCUACGGCCUGCUCGUCAUCGUCGGUAGGGGAUAAGGAGGAGGAGAAGCAGCAGCAGGAGCAACAGUCACAACUACGAAGGCGGCGUCAGUGGGUCCUGGAGGCGCAGCUGGAGAACUGCAGCGAGGACGCCAUACAGCUGGAGCGGGUGGUGUUGGAUUUGGAACCCGGGCUGGUGUACACAGAUUGCAACUGGGACGUGGACGAGCGGCAGAAGCCCGUCCUGCAUCCCUCCGAGGUUGAGCAGGUCUGCUUCGUGGUGCAGGAGGCAGGGGCCGAGUGCGAGGUUGUGGAUGGCAAGAUAGUGUUUGGGGUGCUCGGGGUGGGAUGGAGAGGCGAGAUGGGUAGUCGGGGGUUUCUGUCUACUGGCAAGUUGGGCACUAGGUUUGAUGGGUGA
Molecule: messenger RNA, 1182 nt
Organism: Pyricularia grisea
Lineage: Eukaryota; Fungi; Ascomycota; Sordariomycetes; Magnaporthales; Pyriculariaceae
Exons: 2
Coding region: 130-1182 (350 amino acids)
Cellular component (GO): TRAPPIII protein complex
Source: RefSeq, a predicted model, not a curated record